AUGCAGAAACCAUAUUUCUCAUUUCCUUCCCUAAAGCAGAAUUGGGAAGAAUAUCGGCUUCAGUGUUUAAAGUAUCUCCGAGAAACACCCCCUCUUGUGGCAGAAGGCAAGUUUUGCAACAGGACCUUCGACAACUAUGUCUGCUGGCCAGAUGGUAUGCCUGGCACCUAUGUGAAUAUGAGCUGCCCUUGGUAUCUCCCAUCGGGUAGCUCAGGACAAGUUUACCGUUUCUGCACGCUGGAGGGGACAUGGCUAAUGGACGAGAAUUCCACCAAUCCAUGGAGGAACAUUUCUGCAUGUAUGGCUCCCGAUGAAGACUCCCCAGGAAGACAGUUGUUAUUCCUUUCUGUCAUCUACACCACUGGAUAUGCUCUUUCUUUCUCAGCCCUUGUAAUAGCAACUGGCAUCCUCCUUGGAUUCAGGCAUCUGCAUUGUACCAGGAACUACAUUCACUUGAACCUUUUUAUCUCGUUUAUCCUACGUGCUGUGUCCAUCUUCGUUAAGGACUCCAUGCUCACAUGGAUGUACAAGACAGCCCCUCAUCAACAACAGUGGGAGAGUUUAAUUUCCUACCAGGAGUCUCUUAGCUGCCGCCUGAUCUUUGUGAUGAUGCAAUAUUGUGUGACUGCAAACUACUAUUGGCUACUGGUGGAAGGAAUGUACCUGUAUACUCUGCUAGCCCUCUCGGUAUUUUCUGAGCAGAGAAUCUUCCGGCUUUACCUUUGCAUUGGCUGGGGUGUGCCAAUGCUGUUUGUAAUCCUCUGGGCAAUUGUCAAGUACCUUUAUGAAGAUGAGGGCUGUUGGAACAAGAAUCUUAACAUGAACUAUUGGCUGAUCAUCAGGCUACCUAUUAUGGUUGCUAUUGGGGUAAAUUUCCUGAUUUUUAUCAGGGUUAUUUGCAUUAUAAUUUCUAAGCUGCAAGCCAAUCUGUUGCGCAAAGGUGACAUAAAAUGCAGAUUGGCCAAAUCUACACUGACUCUGAUCCCACUUCUGGGUACACAUGAGAUCAUCUUUGCUUUUGUUACUGAUGAACACGCCAAGGGGAUGCUGCGAUUUGUGAAGCUCUUUUUUGAACUCUCCUCUUCUUCCUUUCAGGGACUUCUGGUGGCAAUUCUCUACUGUUUUAACAAUACUGAGGUUCGGACAGAAUUUCAGAAAAGCUGGGAACGAUGGAGACUGGAACACUUUUACAUCCAAAGAGACAACAGUAUGAAGCCACUUAAGUAUCCAGCCAACAGCAUUAGCAGUGGAGGUACAGUCGGAAGCACGGUCUAUGCUGCCACUUGUCAAGCUACAGUCAGCUAAGAUGCAGAG
This is a messenger RNA of Python bivittatus (Burmese python), 1314 nucleotides long. The record is from RefSeq and is a predicted model, not a curated record. Lineage: Eukaryota; Metazoa; Chordata; Lepidosauria; Squamata; Pythonidae.